Molecule: messenger RNA, 968 nt
Organism: Helianthus annuus (common sunflower)
Lineage: Eukaryota; Viridiplantae; Streptophyta; Magnoliopsida; Asterales; Asteraceae
Product: mRNA turnover protein 4 homolog
Exons: 8
Coding region: 107-796 (229 amino acids)
Biological process (GO): nuclear-transcribed mRNA catabolic process; ribosomal large subunit biogenesis; rRNA processing
Cellular component (GO): preribosome, large subunit precursor; nucleolus
Molecular function (GO): RNA binding
Source: RefSeq, a predicted model, not a curated record
UAGCAACUUAAAGCAUCGAAAUCGUUAGGGUUUACUUCUUUCGUUGGUGUUCAAUUAUAACAGAACACCAGAAUCCACCAACGGCUUCAAUUAGGGUUCUACAAAGAUGCCGAAAUCCAAAAGAGACAGAGCAGUGACGUUGUCAAAAACGAAGAAGAAAGGAAGAGAGCAUAAGGAGAACAUAGUGAGCUCAAUAAGAGAUGCUGUUGAGAAAUAUAAUUCCAUAUAUGUUUUUAGUUUUGAGAACAUGAGGAAUUUGAAGUUUAAGCAGUUCAGAGAACAACUUAAAUCCACCAGCAGAUUUUUCCUAGGAUCAAACAAAGUUAUGCAAGUUGCUUUAGGUCGAUCUGAAUCCGAUGAGAUGAGGCCAGGGCUUCACAAGGUUUCUAAGCUUCUUAGAGGGGAUUCUGGUCUUUGUUUAACCAACAUGCCUGUAGAAGAAGCCCAAAGAAUAUUUAACGAGUAUGAAGACUACGACUAUGCUAGGACUGGUAGUAUUGCUACAGAAACGGUGGAACUUAAAGAAGGUCCUCUGGACCAGUUCACACAUGAGAUGGAACCCUUCUUGAGGAAGCAAGGGAUGCCGGUGCGGUUAAAUAAAGGUGUGGUGGAACUUGUCGGAGACUUUGUUGUAUGUGAGGAGGGUAAUCCUGUAUCACCGGAGGCCUCUCGCAUACUGCGUUUAAUGGAGAUGAAGAUGGCUACAUUUAAGCUCAACUUGAUAUGCCGAUGGAGCCCAGAGGAUUUUGAAAUGUAUCAAGAAGGGUUGCAAGGAUCGGAUAUCGAGUCUUCGUAAGUUAUAUUAAUUUGUAUGCUCUUGCUUUAAAGCAGUUAUAUGACUGUUUUUGUGAAACGGUGUGUGUUUGGACACCUUUUUUGGUGGAAAUCUGUAAUGGACUAUGCAAAUCCUACCGGAAAUAUAGUGAUUCUUAUUGGUACUUAAUUGGAUCUCAAAUGUGUUUGAAUUA